Messenger RNA from Strongylocentrotus purpuratus (purple sea urchin), 4333 nucleotides. RefSeq names its product AT-rich interactive domain-containing protein 5B-like. Gene Ontology annotation, biological process: regulation of transcription by RNA polymerase II. NCBI's taxonomy places the organism in Eukaryota, Metazoa, Echinodermata, Echinoidea, Camarodonta, Strongylocentrotidae. Bases 39 to 3563 code for a protein of 1174 amino acids. The transcript is spliced from 9 exons. Gene Ontology annotation, molecular function: transcription cis-regulatory region binding. The record is from RefSeq and is a predicted model, not a curated record. Gene Ontology annotation, cellular component: nucleus.
CAAGCAGCAAAGAGUGUAAUAAAUUAUGCAAAUGAAGAAUGACGUCACCGUCAAACAACAAGUGUGUAUUCACGAAGACACAACUACCACUGUUUAAACAGCGCGAUAUCACUGCUAAAAUUAUGGAUAAAUACCGGUUGCAGUGGGUUGGGUCCAAGUGUGGGCAACAUGGGCCUUACACUUUCUUCAAGGGCUUCAAAUUUCUCAAAAACUCGAAGUGGAGAACGAUUUCGCUUGGCGAAUUCUUUUUCGUCAAGUGCUCGGAAAACGACCCUCUUUGCAUAGCCGAACUGCAAUUAUUAUGGGAAGACAAGGGCACGGAAGGAAUUAUGCUAUCCAGUUUACGGCUCUACUUUCUCCCUGAACAUACUCCAGACGGCAGACAUCAUUCUCACGGAGAAAAUGAAGUGAUAGCAGUCAACGGCAAGGCCAUCAUGAGCAUCGAAGACCUCCUCGAAUGGGUGAUCAUGGAAGAUGUCAGGUGGAUCGAUGGUUUCCCCACGAUCUGCCCCAGCGACCACGCCACCACUACUACCACCACAGAGGAACAGGGCGGGGCAUUUACGUUCGAGGGUGUGGCGUCUAUUAAGAAUCAGGAUGGAGAUGCUAUUGAAGAGUUACCAUUGAGCAGGUUAAGGUGUACAGAUGAACAAGCCACAAACUCAAACGAACCCUGCAAAGAUACGGAAGAGGACCAGAAGCUGAUGGUGGUCAGCUACCCCAGCUACUGCCGUUACCAUGGCAACCUGAAGAGGAUAGAGAAGCAGGGGGACAAGUGGCGUAGCAACCCCCUCCUGAAGGCCCUGGGGCUCCUCUCCAUGCCCCACCCUCACACCAAGCUGCUCUUCUGCCGGGACGAGUUUGAUCAUCCCAUCAUGGAGGAGGACGAGAGGUUGUGUGAAUAUACAGCUCCCAAACUGAAAGGUAGACCAAGGAAGAAGAAAGUGAAGUUAAAAUCAGAUGAUGAUCGGUAUGAACCACCUAGAAAUCACACCGGCUCACAUAACCUUCAGAACACCUUCCUGCUUGCUAGCAAGAGGACAUACAGGGUCGGGUCACGGAGGUCAAGAGACCGACUGGAGCUUGGGUCGAGUGGGGCCGACACCCUGUCUCAGCUGAAGGCGGAGUUUAGGAUGGGUAGAGUGACCAGUGAGGAGCUCUUCCUUACGCACCUCUACAAGUACAUGAAGGACAGGAACACACCCAUCGACAGAGUGCCACACCUUGGAUUCAAACAGCUUGAUCUGUUUGCCUUCUUUGAGCUGGCUGUCAAGCUUGGUGGCUAUAGGAGUAUCACAUCACAGAAACAAUGGAAGGUCAUCUAUGAUCAGCUAGGGGGAAACCCUAACAGUACCAGUGCUGCAACAUGCACCAGGAAACACUAUGAAAGGUUGCUCUUUCCAUUUGAGCAGCACCUUCGCAUGCCAGACAAACCAGCAGACAUGUAUGGUGCAAAGGACAAGAAGAAGAAGAAGGACAAGAAAGAUAAGAAGAGGUCGAGGGUGAAACACGUCAGAGAACAACUUCAGGAGCUUGAGGCAUGGCGGCAAGCAGAGAGGAGAGCGCAAGAGCAGAUGCUAGAGCAAGCAGGAUUGAAUAGUGUCGUCAUGAGAGACACAAGUGCAUCCGUGUCAACAGUAACUACCACUGUGCCAACGAGCACAGCCACUAUAACUCCAUCAAUGACUGUCAGCGGAGAGGUGAAGCCUGCGAUGAGCAUCAACGGCAUGCCCAUCAUGACCAUGCCUCCCAUGAUACCACAGUCGCCCGUCGUUCAGCUUCAAGGGGGAAGCCACCUCUACCAUCAUCAUCUCGGUCUGAAGAACAUGGGUCCAGUCAUCCUGGCCAUACCUCAGGUACCCGUCUUAGCAGCUACAACAGUACCCAAACAGGAGAGGGAGAGUCCCGCACUGGGCCACCAGGCUGCUGAGGACCAGAAACAACCGUUGCAGCAACAGCCUGCUCCUCAGUCGCAGCCAUCGACCGUUUUGGACAAGGUGAGCGGCGGGGCACCACUGAUGCAGCAGGGAGAAAUAGCAGAGGUAAAACAAGAGGAGGCAGUGCCUAUCAAAAGUGAGAGAACACAUUCAGUUAUGAAUAACUCAGUGGUCAAAGAAGAAAGAGGUCUUGUAGAUCAUUCAAGGCAUAUUUCAAGAGGAGUUGAUAGCAAGCAUGUUAGUCGUGCGAGCCCUGUGAACCAUCUGAACAAUGUCACUAUGGGUGACCUGAGGUUAGGGAGUCAGGAAAGCCUCCUUCCACGCCCAUCAGUCAUACAGCACACGCAUCCCAAAAAGGUGAAGCUGGAAAGUGAUGUGCCAUCGGGGUUGAUCAAUUCACCACUUGCAAGCGCUGUGCAACCCAACGACCUCAUCUUACGCAACAUGACGAAAGAGCAAUUUGCAGCUGAGCAAGAACACUACAAGAAAGUGGUGGCAGAGAUGCCAGGCUUGCUGGGAGCAGGACCACGGUUCCUAUCACCGUAUCAUAUGACAUUCCUACCACAAUCCCCUCUCCUCUACCGCCCUCCAGUAGAACUCAAUAACCAAGCUGUUAUGAGUAUAGCCCCAACUCAGGUGACUAACAAAUUAAGCCAGUAUGAAUUUGAUGAUUCAAAAAGCAAAUCUCUUCUACCAGAACCAACUCCAGUCAAACCUCAUGCUUCUAUAGUACCACCAAUACGUUCUUCCUCAUCUGCUUCCUCCUCUUCCUCCUCCUCCUCCUCUGCAUCCUCCUCUCGCUCGGUCAAGUAUGAACCCGUUCCGGAGCAGGAGGAACCUUGUGACCUAAGCAUGCCUAAGAAGCUGAAGAGGUAUUAUGACAAUGUGCUAGAAGACGAGGUUUAUGGGAAGCGUAGGCCGAGUGUCAUCAGUAAUGCCAACUUGCAUUCCACAAGCAAUGUGAUAAGGAACUCUCCAGUGCAUAGAUUAAGAACUUCCGAUAAGAAAGUCCGCAAGCGUUCCUCGUCUCCUCUCUCCAACUCUCGCGAGCACCAUGCCAUGCUUUCUUCCUCGUCGCCAUUGCACUCGACUCAUUCAGCCCCACUGAUGGCUUCAUCUUCCCUUCUUGGCAUGGCACCUAAAGUGAAGAUGACACCCAAUCCUCGAGGUUCCAUCACUCAGGGUAUCAUUGACCCAGCCACUAACCAGACCCAUCCUUCCCUUCUACACAAACUCCCCGUCGUCGACCCCUCCAAGGCCCCCACCCCCAAAUCCUUGGCCCAGGAUCUCGUCCCCCAACAUUUCCCUCUGGACUUCCCCGCAGCUCUCAGUCUUCCGAUGGCAGUAGACAGCAUGGGCAAGCCUCUCCAACCCCUGACUGAUCUUAGUCACCUCUCUAGGUUUCCCAUGCUCCCUUACUACCCUAUGCUUCCACGCCCAACAUUCCUACCGGCUGGGUCGCCCUUCCUGCAGGGGCUUGUCCCAGGUAUACCUACCAGUCAGGCAGAGAGUAUGCUACAGCAGGGGCUUUUCUUCCGCCCUCCGUUCCCUUUUGCGCCAUCGGUGCCUUAUAGUACUGCACAGCUUCCUCGGGACUCCACCCAGGCCUCCUUGUAUAGAAGCUAGUCAUAUCAUUGCUGGACAUACACGCUUAAUUGAAGGUUUAGAUGACCACACACAUCUCCAUUAUGUUUAUUGGGAGAAUUAUGGAGGUUUGCUUUAUCUUAUUGAUGUAUCGUGAGACGGACCCUGUGUAUGCUUCCAAAUAUAUUGUGCAGAACCAUUCCACAAUUUGUUCUUGAAGGAAAAUUUUAUUGCGGAGAGAGUAUGCACAUUUCUUGUAAAUUAAACUACACAUUCAUAUUGACGUUUGUACUUCUGAACCACUAUCGACAGAAGUUUACAAACAGUUUGUACCGUGACCUAUAAUUUGCAUUUGUGACCUUUGAACUCAGGAGACCUGUAUAUGUGGCAGGAAGAAGCAGGCACAGAAGCAGAAUCAUGUAUUGGUUGCUUCGAACAUUCAUGUAGCACCAACAUUAUAUAUCAAGUCUACAGAAAUUUAAAUGUACACGUACUUCAUCAAUUACAUCUACGUGUAAAUGUCCAGCUUGGUAAAUACAGUUUGUCCAUAUGUUACUCGGUAUCCGAGCCGAAAAAGACAAUAGCACUGCCGUAAAUACGAUAAACAUCCAUUGGGCAAUUGCACAUCAAGUUUCGUUGUCACGUAUGUUUUCCAGUUUGUUUAUUGGUCAGUUUUUGUUUAUUUUGUAAGUCUUCCAUCAUGUGCCUUGUAUAAAAUUUAUAUUUUUGCACAAAUCAAGUGUUUUAUACAUUUUUCACAAAGCCUUCAUUCUCAUGAAAGUAAUAUUUUUCAUAUUUCAUUUUACAUUCGA